Messenger RNA from Aspergillus neoniger CBS 115656, 2381 nucleotides. RefSeq lists its product as uncharacterized. The record is from RefSeq and is a predicted model, not a curated record. Bases 88 to 2268 code for a protein of 726 amino acids. The transcript has a single exon. NCBI's taxonomy places the organism in Eukaryota, Fungi, Ascomycota, Eurotiomycetes, Eurotiales, Aspergillaceae.
CUAAUGUGGAUUGAGAGGGUUUAAAUCCCUCGCGUUCUCCCGAAAAUUUAUAUAUCUUUUUGUCUUCAGAUUUUGUGGCGUGUGAUAAUGUCCGAGGAUCUUGUUGAUUACAAAGCGCUAUUUUUACAGGCCGAGGAGGCGAGAAAGCAGGCCGAAGAGGAAAGGGAGCGGGAAGAGUCUCUGAGGAAGCACGAGCAGGAGCAAACCCGUCGGACUACCUUCAGAGAGUUCAUUCAAUACUGUCACAGCCUUCGUUCGCUCCCCUUGAGAGCCGGACAUCCCGCCGAGUCAACUACUGGCGAGAUCCCGCAGCCCACUGGCAAAUAUUGCCCACUGCGACUAGAGCCCUGGACAGACUGCGAUGCUAGGCAACAGGAGAUCUACAAUGCUGUCUGCCAUUACCUCCUACCCCUAGGUCGAGACCCUCCCCGGUUAUUCAGUUCCCGACACGCACUCGAGGAAGACAACCGGCGUUUCAGCAAUCGGCCUAUCACGAGUGAAAAGGACCUAGAGUAUCAUGAGCGAUCCGCCGUAGAAAGUCAGGUCCAAGAUAUCAUCGCUGCGCUAAGCAAGAUACCGGCCGCUCGAGACGAGUUUGGGCUAGGAGACGGGUUGCUGUUCGAUAGUCAUACUAAUGGUCUAGAUGAGAUCAUGCCAGAGGAGCAUCAUGCUGGUUCCUCACCUUACAAUGGAAACUCCCGCCCUGACCAGUAUUGCAUCCACCGUGUUCACGGAAAUACAAAGGCAAUAUUGACUACUGUCGAGUAUAAACCGCCUCAUAAACUGUCCAUUGAAAAUCUCAGGGCUGGGCUACGGCCAAUGAACUUCUAUGAGGAGAUUGUUGAAACGGAAACAAUUCCUGUUAGUGGGCCUGAGAAGCUGUCAUUCAACGCUGCCCGUCUCGCAGGAUCGGCAAUUGUGCAGGAGUAUCAUGUGAUGAUACAGGAAGGACUCGAGUAUUCCUAUCUGACGACAGGUCUUGGGAUCGUGCUGCUCAGGAUACCCGACGAUUGCGGUAUCCUGUACUAUCGUCUGUGCGAGCCGAAUCUGGAUGUAGGUGCUGGUGGAGGCGGGCAAGUGCCUUGGACGGCAAUCGGGAGAGUUCUUUGUCUUUGUCUAAUGAGUUUUCGUUCACAUUGUCGGGAUCAGGUAUGGCGAAAUGCUGCUCGGGCGAGGCUGCCAAAAUGGGAGACCGGCUUCAGCCACGAGCGAGCUCAGAUCCCAACGAACGAGUUACGAAUGAAGCCUCCUGGGUCAGACUAUAUCAGCCUGGAUGGCACCAGUUCGGAGGUGACCCCUUCUGAAUACCAGCCAUCGUCCCCUAUUGAGUCCCCUGUCUCCCAGGGUCGCCGCGUACCGACCCGCGCCUUCACUAGCUGUGCGCCCACAGGUGAUGCUUAUCGACGAGAAGAUCCCCCGGGCUCUGACGGCGAUCCUACAGCGGCAACACAACGGAAGCGAGGCUUUAGCCAAAUCGCGUCUUCGCCGCCCACGCAACGAUCGGCGCCGACUACGCCGCAGAAGUCUUCUCAAUAUCGUGCCGGUCAGCGCCGUCCACAUGAUCAUGACUUUUGUACACAAAAGUGCCUCUUGAGCCUACAACGAGACGCAGCGUUAGACACAAGUUGCCCCAAUGUAGAACUUCACCGGGCUGGACAAGAUAUCGACCAUCAUCCGAUCCGGGCAGCUAAAUUAGUACAGAUGAUCAAGCAGCAGCUGGACAAGAAUUUGGAUGAACUAUGCACCCCGAUAGGACAACGUGGGUCCUACGGCGCACCGUUCAAGAUAACCUCCGCCGAAUAUGGUUAUACAGUGGUGGGAAAGGGCACCACAUCACGGCGAUGGCCAGUUGUCUCGCGCGAAGCGGAGAUAUAUCAGAUCUUGCAAAGUGUGCAAGGCUCCGCGGUGCCCGUAUUCCUGGGGCCCAUUGAUCUAGAUAUGGUAUAUUUCCUUCACGGUGCUGGCGAAAUCCGCCACAUGCUUCUGAUGGGUUGGGGUGGCGAGAAUGUGCGCCGCCUUAUGGAAAACAAUCCAACCAUUCAGCGUGCCAUCUCACGGUCGGAAAGGAAAAUUCUCUCAUUGGGCGUCGUACAUGACGAUCUUCGGCUUGAAAAUAUUCUCUGGAAUGAGGAGCUACAGCGAGCGUUGAUCAUAGACUUUCACCGCUGUCACCUAAACAACCGACUGAUACGUCCCAAGUCCCGGUCCGUGAAAAGAAUAUCGAAUGGCGCCGAGGACCAAAUCAGCAAACGUGCGCGCCCAAUAUAAAGUCAGAUGUUAGCCUACACCUGAGUAGAGGCAUCUGAAUUAUCUGGAUCUUCAGGGCCUGCCUUCCUGCGUAGGCCGUGAAUUCAUCGUAAAUCAGCGCUCGCCAUCCCAUG